Molecule: messenger RNA, 1110 nt
Organism: Puccinia triticina
Lineage: Eukaryota; Fungi; Basidiomycota; Pucciniomycetes; Pucciniales; Pucciniaceae
Exons: 5
Coding region: 1-1110 (369 amino acids)
Biological process (GO): nucleocytoplasmic transport
Cellular component (GO): nuclear pore
Molecular function (GO): structural constituent of nuclear pore
Source: RefSeq, a predicted model, not a curated record
AUGUUUGGAGCGUUAAACUCAUCCACUUCAGCCGCCCCAUCUUCAGGUGGUCUCUUCGGUGCGAUCAAGCCGCAAAACUCGGGCAACAUCUUCGGAACCUCUUCAACUACAUCUGGAGGGCUGUUCGGCGCGUCUACAACCACUUCGACACCUCAAACCACUGGAAACUUGUUUGGAUCGUCGACAACGACCACUUCUACUCCCCAAACGGGACUGUUCGGUAGCUCUAACCAACCAGCAACUGGCCAACAGACAGGAACUAAUCUCUUCGGGGCUUCGAAUCAAAAUACAUCAUCCACUAACUUGUUUGGAUCGAAUAACACUAACACUAACGCGACUGGUAACCCGUUUGGUACCAAGGCAUCUAGUGUCCCUGUUACACCUGCACCAUCUGGAGUCGGCAAUGGCGUAUCUCAGAGCAACCCGGUGUUCACGCGCACUACGCGCUUCAAUGACCUACCUGAAGAUGCGAAAAAGCAACUGGAAGCGCUAGAUGCUAUGAUCCAAUCGCAAUGUCGUCACUCAGAUACUCUAAAAGCAAUGCAGCUAGGGACCGAAAUAACGGAGGGAACCUCACUACUGCGUCAAGUUACAUCGGAAAUGCAUGUCACUUCCGCCUCCGUGAAAAAUUCGGCAAAGUUACUUGAUUCAAUUCGACAAUCUAUCGAUGGAGAAGUGGCUGAUUUGCUUAACCUGGCGGCAAUUGUGGACGCCCAUCAUUCUCAACGCAUGACUGCUGGUGCCCACAAUACUGGAGAAUCGUUACCAAAUCCUUUGAAGUUUCAGUUUGAGUUUUUCUCCCAAAAAGCGGCCGACAUGGAGGAACGGAUGAAACGUUAUCGGCAAACUAUUGAUUACGUCGAAUUACAAUUGAAAGGACUUUUUGAUCGACCUAGCCCUGCGUCCAUCGUACCCGCUUUAAAGGCUCAAUAUUCUACAUUCAUGGCUCUGGCCGACAAAGUAGCUCAGUUGGAUGCGGCUUUAACCCUUCUGAAAGAGGAAUACCGAGACAUUUGGAGGCAUCAAACCGGAUCUGUUCGUGAUCCAUUCGCAGAAAUUGAUCAAGCUUUCGGACUUGGUACUUCGACAAAUACCUUCCAAACCGGAUAA